UACAGAGAUUGCUAUCAUUGUGUGCGUCUGUUCAUCCGUACCUUGAAUAUUUUAGAAAAAAUCGAAACUGGAUGUGUCAAUCUGGAGAAUGAACGUCCAACGAUCAGCACAGUUUGUCGUUCCCUGGACCCAGAGAAUGAGCUAAUCACAAUGUUCUCCACAAAUCCCACUCCCAAGAACUGCCGAUCCAGUCUAGAAGGAGUGUGGAAGUUUGCCUACCAGAAUAGAUACAAGUUCACAGGGGAAUGUAAACAUCCUGAAGCUAAUAUUACUGCUUGUCAAAUGCCUGGAACUCAGUUCUUCAUAGUGAACCAACAGUUUACUAUGAAUUAUCGCAAGUGUGAGGGAAUGGAUGAGUCUCAAGAUGCAGAGGUUCAGUACAAAUGCUUAGGGGAUUGGUACAUUGGAAAAAACCAUUUCUUUGCUGUUGUUAAUGCCAGGGAGUCUCGAAUUGAUGAGAAGUACAGAUGUUUUCUGGCUAAUAGAGAUGAUGAUGAGUUCUUAGCAGCUUCUAUCACAGCAGAAUGUAAUACACUGAAGACACCACAGGAUGGUCCAGAGAGACUAAGGCUAAAUCGAGUAAAAGCAGAAAUUGUGCCACCUAAGUGUAAGCUGCCAGAUAACUUCACUGGAACCUGGAUCAACACAGCCAAUUUUGAUGCUGAAGUCAACAUCAAUGUCACUCACAUGAUAGAAAUUUGGAAACCAGAUCAGGGAAGAGUGCAGAAAGAAGUUUAUGUGUGUCAGGAAAGAAGAGGUUCUCGUUUUGUGAUGGCCAGAAUGGGUAUCAAUGGCUGUCAGAAAGAUUUUGUGUGUUUUGACUUUGUGCCCCGUCAUCACAACAUCAUACGAUAUCGUAGAGGCAAAGCUAUGAUAACAAGUGAAUAUGCAACAGUAUGUUCCUGGACAAUAUUUCCCCACGAAGAAGACUGGCUUUACAGUAUAUUUAUUGCGAAGAAUCCGGUAUCUAUCAAGUGCCCUGUGGCUGGGAAGUUUAAAUUUGAACAGAAGGGGGAUAUAGAGUUUGAGACUCGCAUUCGAGGUGGUGUUACACAAAUUCCCAGACCAAACGUAUACUGCCGAGAAAAUAUAUCUGAUUUCUCAGUUUGUGACCCUGAUCAACGAAUUAUCACAAUUGAUGCCGAUUACUGUAUUUCCGUGGAUUACUUUGGCCGACCAGUAGACAUUUACAGUGAACCUGAUUACCAGAUGAAAUGUAUAGGAUUCUGGAAGGAAAACCUCCAGUCUUACCUGAUCACUUUUGAUGAGUGGGAUGCUUACAGUAGAUACAGAUGUUGGGUGAGUAAACCACAGUAUUUGAAUCGCAUCCUCAUGUCAUAUUCUGUGGGGGCUUUUUGCCACAUUAGACAGAGAGUAGGAAGUUCUACAUCAUAUGAAGGGGCUCAAGUGGCCCUAUCAAUGGUGGAGUAUGAGCGAGAACAUGACAACUGUCCAAUGUAUUUCGAUGAUGGUAGUGACCCGUACAGAGAAAUUGCAGAACAGGUGACGAUACUGCAUAGUGGUAUAUGGCAUCCUGCCUGGUCUCCUUUGAAUGUAACACUUCUAAUGAUUGUACUCCUUAUUAUGAAUCUCUGAAUAUAUUGUACCUCAAAGGAAAUGCUUAGAUAUAUUUUUUACCACCGUCAGAGUUACACAGUGAAUAUGAUGUGUAGCUUAUGGAGUUUAAAAAGCAGCAUGCAUAAGUUUAUAUAUACAUUAUUCCAUCCUUAAAGAAACUAGCCUUGUUUCAAGAGAUAUAAUUCACUCUAGCAUAGGAAGAUUCUUAAAAUCUAUUAUAAUUAAAAUGCAGAGUGGGUUCAUAAACUAUAUUUUUCAGGAUGUUUAAUUUGUGGGAUUUAGCUGUUGCUAUGCCUAGAAAGCACCUGUCUAUAUUUUAACAUAAUCUUGGGUUUAUUACUUGUUCUGAAUAUUUAUCAUCUGUAAUUAAAUCAGUUUUUAUAUAGCUUGGUUUACGGUGGAAUUAUUAAUGUGAAAUAAUAUUAAUAUUCAAACAUGGAAAAGUAUUGAAUUUUAUAAAUUUGUUUUAUGUAAGAAAAUGUCAUUAUAAUCUAGGAGUUUGAAUCUCGUUUAUAAUAGCUGCAAAGUGAUGUAAUCAAAGAAAGUAGUUAUGUUUUUAAUCUUCUGUUUUUAUAAACACUAUAAUAUAAUAGCUGCAAAGUGAUGUAAUCAAAGAAAGUAGUUAUGUUUUUAACCUUCUGUUUUUACAAACACUAUAAUAUAAUAGCUGCAGAGUAAUGUAAUCAAAGAAAGUAGUUAUGUUUUUAAUCUUCUGGUUUUAUAAACACUAUACUAUAAUAGCUGCAAAGUGAUGUAAUCAAAGAAAGUAGUUAUGUUUUUAAUCUUCUGUUUUUAUAAACACUAUACUAAUUUUUAUUAAUUUUACAUUCUUACAUGCUCACGUACUGAUGUGUAAUUUUGUAGAAAAUGUUCAUAUUUUGAUUAGUAGACGUGACCCAAAAAGGAUGUUUGUGUCAGCCAGUAAUAAACUUGUAGAAAUAAGUAACUCUGAAUGUAAAACAGUUAUAGUUAUUAGCUUUUUCUUCCUUAUGCAACACGUGAACUAGAUAAUUCCAUUUUAUGAAACUAAUAAACACUGUAUGUGAGUGUAAACAGUUAAAAAGACUUUGUACCAGUUGUUUCUGACCUACAUAUGUGUAUAUUAGGAAUUUAUGUGACUUGUCGGUUUAAAGCCUGAUGAAUGUCUAAAAACUUGUGUAAAAUAAUGUUUUUAGCAACAAAAUAGUAUAGUUUUUGUGAACAAAAGUAUGUUAUCGGUCUUUUCUUGAAAGUGUUUAUAAAAGAUAAGUAAUCUAUGGAUACAUAUUCUCCAUGUUCUGCAUUUUUGUAGCACAUUUCAUGUAUUUUAGUAAUAUUAAAAACGACAAAAUAGCAGAACAUUACUUAAAUAUAUAGCUAGAUCUACUUACUGUUGUAAAUUUGAGAUCCAAAAUGACAAUAAGGACUUACCCUCUGAAGCCUUUUCUCAUUAUUAACCAGCCAGAUUGAUAUCACUUAUCAAAUUAAGUGAAUCUAGUAUUAUUAGAAACCAGUUCUUAUCAUAUUGAUGGAUAAAAUAGUUGUAAGAAUCUCCUAAGCUAAGAAUGUUUAUGAUAUUAUAUAUAUGAAACCCAUUCUUAUUUUUCUUAAUAUUAAACUGUUUUUGUUUCGUUUUUCUGUUCACUUGGUGUAUUAUUUUCAUGUGUAUGUUUCAUGAUGCUACUGUAGUAAUGUUUGAGAUGACUUAAGUGCAUAAUAAAAUUACAUAUUAUUAUUUUUAA
Limulus polyphemus (Atlantic horseshoe crab) is the source of this 3299-nucleotide messenger RNA. RefSeq lists its product as uncharacterized. The record is from RefSeq and is a predicted model, not a curated record. The annotation marks the transcript as partial. NCBI's taxonomy places the organism in Eukaryota, Metazoa, Arthropoda, Merostomata, Xiphosura, Limulidae. The transcript is spliced from 12 exons.